AUGGGGGAGACACUUGCCGACAAGAACCAAGCAUACUGGAACCAUGCCUCCCAAGAUGUAUUCAAAGUUAAAUGGGUGCAAGAUUUGCAGAAUCAGAUAUCUGAAUUUCUGACGGGUAGCGUGGACUGGAUUGGCAUCCAGCUUCCAACCGGCGACAAUAGCCCCCAGACGAAGUUGAUGGAUUAUGCCUGCGGAAAUGGCAUUGUUUCUCGUUACCUCCACCCUCAUUUUUCCAAAUGCAUUGGCGUCGAUCUGGCAGAUGGCAUGCUAGACGAAUAUCGUGCAACCGCAGCCGAACUAGGCCUCGAAGACUCGCGCAUGUUGGCCGUUAAGGGGAACCUCCUGGCUCCCACAGUCACAUCGACUGAGCCUGCACUUAGUGAGGACGAGCUAAAUGGUUUCGACUUGGUGGUUAUUUGCAUGGCAUUACACCAUGUCGACGACACCUCUUUGGCAACCAAACGUCUCGCCGAAAGACUGCGGCCGGGUGGUGUGCUUCUCAUCAUCGACUGGGCGACGCGUGAUUUGUCGAACGAGACUAAACAGCAAGCUGGGGUGCAGACAACUCCGUCCGGUUCGGAGAAUCAUCACCACCACCACCACCACCACCACCAUCAUCAGAUGCAUGAGAUUAUUGAUUCGAAACACCCUGCAGCACAUACCAUCUCCCACGACAGUUUCUCAAAGGACCAGAUAUUGUCGUUGUUCGAACAAGCGGGCUGUGGAGAGUCGCAGUUUAAGCUAGCGGAUCGACUAUCGCCCGUCCCCGCCGCUCAGAGUGGGGAGAUGCAGCUGUUCUGGGCUCGUGCGACUAAGCUGUAA
Penicillium robsamsonii is the source of this 822-nucleotide messenger RNA. RefSeq names its product class I SAM-dependent methyltransferase. Lineage: Eukaryota; Fungi; Ascomycota; Eurotiomycetes; Eurotiales; Aspergillaceae. The record is from RefSeq and is a predicted model, not a curated record. The coding region runs from base 1 to 822 and encodes 273 amino acids. The transcript has 3 exons.